Messenger RNA from Saccostrea cuccullata (small rock oyster), 4643 nucleotides. Its product is annotated as transmembrane protein 117-like. Bases 216 to 2297 code for a protein of 693 amino acids. The transcript is spliced from 8 exons. Lineage: Eukaryota; Metazoa; Mollusca; Bivalvia; Ostreida; Ostreidae. The record is from RefSeq and is a predicted model, not a curated record. Gene Ontology annotation, biological process: intrinsic apoptotic signaling pathway in response to endoplasmic reticulum stress.
GUGUUUUACCCCACCCCGUAUUUGUUUACAACUUUGGGCAUGGCCCGUCAAAUCUGACAAGGAUGGAAUGAGGCGUGGGCCAUAACUAGUUGACUUGAUGUAUGUCUGAUUAUCCUGUAGUCAUGUCGGGGAAGGGAAAGGUUGCACAGAAAUUUCUGAAGUGUUAGAAUCAAAACCCACCAAAAGCCAAAUCCAAAAGGAUUCAAGUCUUGGCAAUGGAGGAGGACAUGGACAAAGGGAGUGUUAAUAGCCAAGAUCAUCUCAUAGAGAAGCAGGGAAACAGUACUGGAAAUAAGGAAGCAAGUGACCAAGAACCAGUUAACAACAAGCCAGAUGUAGACAUGUCAAGUAAAGAAACCUCAGAGAACAAAACAGAGAGAAGCAGUCCUGAUAAACCAAAACAGGAACCCUCAAAAGACGAAAUCGUCCCAGCAAAUUCAGAAGAUUCACAAACAGACUCAAAUCAGAAUGACACAGAACAACAGGGUAAAAGUCAAAAUGGAAGACUGGCUGGUAUGAAAACAAAAGUAUUGGCAGCCUUCACCUCAAAUAAAUCAAAGGACAGGCUAGAGGAAGGAAGUGAUGUCACAGGAAAGGAAUCGGAAGUGAGGUUCAAAUUAGACAAUAAGAAGCUCUCUCUACAAGAGAAAGACUUCCAGAAGAGGGUCCAUGACGUGGAGGAGGGGAUCUUCUCGGUGACCAAAGAGGACCUGGAGAGGACGAAGAAGAGGAGCGAAGAUAAGGAUGAGGUGGACUCAGCCUCCGUUUGGUCCUACUUCAUGCCUAAGAAGAAUUUCCAGUACCACUUUCAGCAUCCUUACUUCAGGCUCUUCAUAGCCUACUUUGUGACUUUCUGUAAUUUUCUGAUUUAUGCUGAGGAUCCAGUGGCCCAUUCUAUGAAGGAAUGCACCAUUCCAUUGGUGGGGAACGACUUUGCUUUUGUGGGUACUAGGUACGCUCCCAAUGCUUGGAGUCUUCUCAAGGUUUUCCUGUGGCUGUCUGCGAUUUUGAUUGGAAUUGUGAUCGGGAAAUUGGUAGUGCAUGGAUUAUUUUUCAACCGCCUCUGUCGCCUGAGGAUGUUUGAGGACGACAUGGGCUCCUUCAUGGUCAUGUUCCUGACGACACUGAUCAGCGUCUUCAUCUUCUCCUGGAUCUACAACGCCUUCCUGAUGAUCGGAGGUAGCGACACGGAGGAUUACAGAAUCUCCGACCUUAUGGGGGUCUCUAACUCCAUCUUCAUGAAGAUGGCUGCCACUGGCACCUGGUGUGGUGACUUCUUUACCGCCUGGAUGGUGACAGACAUGAUGCUCCAGGAAAAAUUGUACCCCAAAUGGGCCGUAGGUGCACGCCGGUGGUGGAAUACAGGUUACCGCCGCAUCAUCCUGUUCUGGACCAUCACCACGCUGGCCUCCUUUAUCGUGGUGCUGGUGAUCGCCACAGACUACAUACAGUGGGACAAACUGAACCGCGACUUUCUCCACAGUAAUGAGGUGUCCAGGGCCAUGCUUGCUUCUUUCAUUCUUGUGAUGGAUAUUUUCAUUGUUCUACAGGACUGGGAUUUCCCCCAUUUUGUGAGUGCAAUAGAUAUAAAACUUCCUGGUAUUAAUACUGCUCACAUCAAAUUCGACAUUCCUAAAUGUCUGAAAAGGGAGGUGUGGCAGGUCCAUAUCACAGGAAAGUGGUUUAACUAUGGAAUCCUAUUUCUAGUCAUGAUCUUGGAUCUGAACAUGUGGAAGAACCAGAUCUUUUAUUAUCCGUUUGACUAUGGUCAGUACGUGGAUUCUGAUGGUAAGAUCCACAGUGUGACAGACGAGUACAGCUUAAAGACCUUCAAUGAGACCCAGCUGUCCUACAGUUAUAGAUCCGUAACCAUUAACCCCAACACCAACGCCACCUACCUAGCUGGGGACACGGUGAUGAAUGCUCGCUAUAAUGGGUAUCAUAUCGCAAUCAAACUCAUUGCUUUUAUUCCUGCAGUUGCGGCAUUUGUGACCUUCGGGGUCCUGUUGUGGAAGUUUGGUAGACGCGUGCCUCAUGACAAAGAUGUGUACGCGGGGAGAUUAAAGAAACGUCGCCAUGGUGGCGGUAAAGUUAAAUUUAGAAAGUUCCGAGGACUUGCUGCCAUGAUGAGAGCAUUCAAACUCAAACCAAAAGUGGACGAUAAUCGGCCAAGCUUGGUCUCCUACGAGCUGAAAAGUGAAAGUAAUGCUGAAAAUAAUGCUGAAAGUAAUACUGAAAAUAAUGCUGAAAGUAAUGCUGAAAAUAAUGCUGAAAAUUCCCAAGAUACAGUUUCUUGAUUAGGGAAUUUUUUCAAAUUAAUUUUUCCUUAGAGUUAUUUCUCUUUUAACAGUAAUGUUUGUGUAAACAUUCCUGAAAUGUUCAAACACUGUAUCCUGUUAGGUUUUGCGAAUUUGAUGUUGAACAGUCUAUUGUGGAAUCAUUUUAAUUCAUUGGGAUCAAUGUUUUUGGGCAACCAAAUUUUGACUGUUUCAUGAAAGUUUGUGAGUAAUUCAGAUAUUCAGAUUAGUCAAUGAACCCAUACAAUGACAAAGUUAUGUUCAUUAAGAAUUGAAUCCACGAGCAAGGAUGACCCAUGAAAUCCAUGAACAUUGGUCCCCCAUGAACAAUGAUGAUUCCAAAGUUUUUUGCAAGAUUAUUUUUGUAUUAUUUGUUCAAAUCCAGCUAAUACUUGACCUCCCAAAUACAUUUACCAAGACAAGUAUAGUACUUUUUUUUAGUCUUUUCUUUUUAGUACAUUUCAAGUGCCGUUUUUAUUGUGCAUAUCAGUUGUUACUUUUUAUCAUGUUAUUGGCAUUGAGCUUUAUUUCUUUUCAUUCUGUUUAUAUUUUCCAAGUUAAGACUCAUUUAAGUGUUUUCUAUCUCAUCCUCCUCAAAUUCUCAUAUUUUACUCAUCUUGAUCUUUCAAUACGCAUAUCUAUGUAUAGAAAUUUUUGACAAUCUUUUCAGAAUAGAAUGAUUAUACCUCUCUGAAUUAAGCUUUGUAAAAGAGUCUUUAAAAAUUUGACAAUAACAACAAAUAGCUAAGUUAGUUAGAAAUAAAAAAUUCAGUAACCUCUGUAUCUGAAAAAAAAUGUAAAAAGCUUAUACACAUGUUGUGACCCUCAAACUCAUGGGGUGUAGGGAAAAGAGAUUUAAUUUUUUUUUUGCAUAUCAAUGUUUCAAUUUCUUUAUUACAAGUUAUUUUUAACCAUCUCUAUAUACAUUUUCUUUUCAAAUGCGUACAAGUUACAUACAUGUAUAUAUCACUUGGAGUCAAAACUAUACAACAGAUGGAACAAACUUAACAUAGAAAAUGUAAAAACAAAUCUUCAUGAACAAUACAGUUCUAUAUCAUAAACUUGAUAUUACAUGUAAUCAUCAAGAAACCACAGUGUUCAAAUGUUAAAGUCAUGUAUCACAAGAUUAAAGCUAACAUUUAAGCUUGCAUUCAUCAUACUAUAAAUAUCACAAUGAAUGCUGACUUCUGUCAAUUUUAUUUUUAUAUGUACAUUAUUUUGAAGAACCCAUAACCAAAAUACGCAAUCAAUUUCUACCGUUCAUUUUUAUCAUUUUUGUAUUUUAUUACUUUUGUUGUAUACAUUUUACAUUUUACACUACUAGUCCUGAUGUAGUUCUCUAUUGGAGUAAUUUAUGAAUAGGAUUAACAGUAAAAAGUGAAUUUGAUUUAUUAAAAAUUGUUUUGUUUUUAAAUCAACUCUGAAUGUGUGUGUCAAACAUUAUAAUUUCUCUACUGUUUUGAGCUGUCUGAAUUUGAGUUAAAAACUUUCCAAAAAUUACCGUAUUUUCUUCAAAAAUCAAAAUAAUUUAAAAAGGAGGAAUAUGUUGUAUUUAUGAAGGAAAAGAAUUUAAAUUGAUCUGUAAAAAGAUUAUUUAAAACUAAAAAGCAUGCAAUGAAGAUUUUUUAUGUACAUGACCAUGAUAUUAUAUAUUUACAUGUAUGUAUAUUUGUACAUUAUUUUUGUAAGGUUGUUAUUUAAAAGAAAAUAAUUUGUUACUUUAUGAUUAUUAUUCUGUAAUAUGAACUAUUCUUGUAUAAUGAUAUUAUCCCCCCCCCCUCCCCCAGUAAAGUGUUAGGAUAUUUAUCUGUUUGACUGCGGAUCACAAAGUUCCGCAGCAGUCAUAUACUAGUACAUUCCUCUGUCUGGGACAUUACCAUUUAUGAAGAAGCAAUUAAAUUAAAUUAGUCUGUGGGAAAUCAUAGACAAUAUAAACAAACUUUUGCCUGCCAUUCUUUUAAAACAGGAAUAGUUUUCCCACAACCAUAUACAGAUAACUCUUCAAAUAUCAGUGCCAUUUAUCCAAUCUUGUUGAAUGCCUUCAUGUCAUAUUGUUGAAAGUUGUUGUAUUGUUAUAACAGUGAAUUUAUUUGUUAUUGUUUUCUGAAUGUGUUAUUGUUCAGACCAUUUGACAACUAAAUCAGUUCCUGUAGAAUCUGAUUUGGUUUAUUUAACAAUUUAUAUAUUUACACUUGAUGUAUGUACCAUCUAGGUUCAUGUAUUGCCAAGGUUAAAAAUGUGUAUUUUUAACUGAGCUCAAAAUGUAGGUAAAGGAAGAGCUAUUUCUUAACCCUCAAAGACUUUUACAUAAUCAUUGAAAAUAUUUUUAUAAAUGCAUUUUUUUUA